AUGGAGAAGACUAAUUGCUUCCUCUUGUCCAUCUCCUUACUGGUAAACUGUUUCAUGGUUUGCUUGUCUAGCUCCAUCACAAACUUAACCACCGACCAAUUUUCUCUUCUUGCCUUCAAAACUCUAAUCACUUAUGACCCUCAACAUGUAUUGGCAAGUAAUUGGUCCUCCACUACCUCAGUUUGCAAUUGGAUUGGUGUCUCUUGUGGUCUCACCCACGUGAGGGUCACGGCCUUGAAUGUCUCUCAUUUUGGUCUCCAAGGCACUAUCGCUCCACAUCUUGGAAAUCUCUCAUUUCUAGUAUCACUUGAUAUCCGCGAUAACAAUUUCAAUGGAAAUAUACCCAAGGAGUUGGCUCGUUUGCAUCGACUCAAAGAAAUCCAUUUGCAAAACAACAAGCUCACAAGUGCAAUACCAUCUACCAUCUUCAACAUUUCUUCUUUGAGAAGAAUUGAUUUCACAAACAAUAGUUUGUCUGGAAGGUUGCCAAUAGAUAUGUGCAACAAUCUUCCUAAACUUGAAGGACUCUAUCUUUCUCGGAAUCGGCUUCAUGGACAAAUUUCAUCCACUUUAUACAAAUGUAGGGAGCUUCAAUAUUUGUCAUUGUCAUUCAAUGGCUUUGAUGGAAACAUACCUAGAGAAAUUGGCAAACUGACUAUGCUCAAGGAGUUAUAUAUUGGUAAUAACAACUUGAAAGGUGUAAUUCCUUUGGAGAUGGGUAAUCUUCCACAUCUGGAAAUAUUGAGCUUUCAAAGUGGCUCUCUAACAGGCCCCAUUCCAUCUUUCAUCUUCAACAUUUCUUCUUUGAAAAGUAUUGAUUUCACAAAUAAUAGUCUGUCUGGAAGUUUGCCAGUCGAUAUGUGCAUCCAUCUUCCUAAACUUGAAGGACUCUAUCUUUCUUGGAAUCGGCUUCAUGGACAAAUUCCAUCCAAUUUAUACAAAUGCAGGGAGCUCCAAUAUUUGUCAUUGUCAUUCAAUGGCCUUGAUGGCAGCAUACCUAGAGAUAUUGGCAAAGUGACUAUGCUGAAGGAGUUAUAUCUUGGUAAUAACAACUUGGAAGGUGUAAUUCCUUUUGAGAUGGGUAAUCUUUUACGUCUGGAAAUAUUGAGCUUUCAAAAUGGCACUCUAACAGGCCCCAUUCCAUCUUUCAUCUUCAACAUUUCUUCUUUGAAAAGUAUUGAUUUCACAAAUAAUAGUCUGUCUGGAAGUUUGCCGGUAGAUAUAUGCAUCCAUCUUCCUAAACUUAAAGGACUCUAUCUUUCUCGGAAUCGGCUUCAUGGACAAAUUCCAUCCAGUUUAUACAAAUGCAGGGAGCUCCAAUAUUUGUCAUUGUCAUUCAAUGGCCUUAAUGGCAGCAUACCUAGAGAUAUUGGCAAAGUGACUAUGCUCAAGGAGUUAUAUCUUGGUAAUAACAACUUGGAAGGUGUAAUUCCUUUGGAGAUGGGUAAUCUCACACGUCUGGAAAUAUUGGGCUUUCAAAAUGGCACUCUAACAGGCCCCAUUCCAUCUUUCAUCUUCAACAUUUCUUCUUUGAAAAGUAUUGGUUUCACAAAUAAUAGUUUGUCUGGAAGUUUGCCUAUAGAUAUGUGCAUCCAUCUUCCUAAACUUGAAGGACUCUAUCUUUCUCGGAAUCAGCUUCAUGGACAAAUUCCAUCCCAUUUAAACAAAUGCAGGAAGCUCCAAUAUUUGUCAUUGUCAUUCAAUGACUUCAAUGGCAGCAUACCUAGAGAAAUUGGCAACUUUACUAUGCUCAAUGAGUUAUAUCUUGGAAUGAACAACUUGGAAGGGUCCAUCCCAUCUUCAAUCUUCAAUACUUCUUCUCUGAGAAUAAUUGAUUUCUCAAACAAUCGUCUGUUUGGACGUUUGCCUUUCGAUAUCUGCAACCAUCUUCCUAAACUUGGACGACUUAAUCUCUCUUGGAAUCAGCUUGAAGGGCAUAUUCCAUCUAAUUUAUACAAAUGCAAGGAGCUCCAAGAUUUAUCACUGUCAGACAAUGGCUUUAAUGGCAGCAUACCUAGAGAAAUUGGCAACCUGACUAUACUCAAGGAGUUAUAUCUUGGUAGAAACAACUUGAAAGGUGUAAUUCCAUCAGAGAUUGGUAAUCUUUAA
Molecule: messenger RNA, 2109 nt
Organism: Cornus florida
Lineage: Eukaryota; Viridiplantae; Streptophyta; Magnoliopsida; Cornales; Cornaceae
Product: leucine-rich repeat receptor protein kinase EMS1-like
Exons: 6
Coding region: 1-2109 (702 amino acids)
Molecular function (GO): receptor serine/threonine kinase binding
Source: RefSeq, a predicted model, not a curated record